CUGCCUGUGCCUUGAUUUAGCUAUUGGGCUGAGCCUUGCUCCUCCCUUCCUUAGUCGGAUAGGAGCCACUGGGAUCUGGAGCUCGAGCUUCCAAAUUGAAGCUGGCCUCAGGCCAGGUGACCUUUUCUUUGCGUCUCCUGCGGCGAGACCCGCCAGCACGUCCAGCAGCACCAUGUGGGUGACCAAACUUCUGCCAGUCCUGCUGCUGCAGCAUAUCCUCCUGCAUCUCCUGCUGCUUCCCAUCGCCAUCCCCUAUGCAGAAGGACAGAAGAAAAGAAGAAACACACUUCAUGAAUUCAAAAAGUCAGCAAAGACUACUCUAAUUAAAGAAGACCCAUUACUGAAGAUAAAAACAAAAAAAAUGAACAGUGCAGACCAAUGUGCCAAUAGAUGUAUUAGGAAUAAAGGACUUCCAUUCACUUGCAAGGCCUUUGUUUUUGAUAAAGCAAGAAAACGAUGCCUCUGGUUCCCUUUCAAUAGUAUGUCAAGUGGAGUGAAAAAAGAGUUUGGCCAUGAAUUCGACCUCUAUGAAAACAAAGACUACAUUAGAAACUGCAUCAUUGGUAAAGGAGGUAGCUACAAAGGAACAGUAUCUAUCACUAAGAGUGGCAUCAAAUGCCAGCCCUGGAAUUCCAUGAUACCACACGAACACAGCUAUCGGGGUAAAGACCUACAGGAAAACUACUGUCGAAACCCUCGAGGGGAAGAAGGGGGACCUUGGUGUUUCACAAGCAAUCCAGAGGUACGCUACGAAGUCUGUGACAUUCCUCAGUGUUCAGAAGUUGAAUGCAUGACCUGCAAUGGGGAAAGUUAUCGAGGUCCCAUGGAUCAUACAGAAUCAGGCAAGAUUUGUCAGCGCUGGGAUCAUCAGACGCCACACCGACACAAAUUCUUGCCAGAAAGAUAUUCUGACAAGGGCUUUGAUGAUAAUUAUUGCCGCAAUCCUGAUGGCAAGCCGAGGCCAUGGUGCUAUACUCUUGACCCUGACACCCCCUGGGAGUACUGUGCAAUUAAAAUGUGCGCUCACAGUACUAUGAAUGACACAGAUGUCCCUGUGGAAACCACUGAAUGCAUUCAAGGUCAAGGCGAAGGUUACCGGGGCACCACCAAUACCAUUUGGAAUGGAAUUCCAUGUCAGCGUUGGGAUUCCCAGUACCCUCAUCAGCAUGACAUAACUCCUGAAAAUUUCAAGUGCAAGGAUCUAAGAGAAAAUUAUUGCCGAAAUCCAGAUGGGGCUGAGUCACCCUGGUGUUUUACCACGGAUCCAAACAUCCGAGUUGGCUACUGCUCGCAAAUUCCAAAAUGUGACGUGUCAAGUGGACAAGAUUGUUAUCGUGGGAAUGGCAAAAAUUAUAUGGGCAAUUUAUCCAAAACGCGAUCUGGACUAACUUGUUCCAUGUGGGACAAGAACAUGGAAGACUUACACCGGCACAUCUUCUGGGAACCAGAUGCUAGUAAGCUGAAUAAGAAUUACUGCAGGAAUCCUGAUGAUGAUGCUCACGGUCCCUGGUGUUACACAGGGAAUCCUCUCAUUCCUUGGGAUUAUUGCCCUAUUUCUCGUUGUGAAGGUGAUACCACACCUACAAUAGUCAAUUUAGACCAUCCUGUAAUAUCUUGUGCCAAAACAAAACAAUUGCGAGUUGUAAAUGGAAUUCCAACAAGAACAAAUGUGGGGUGGAUGGUUAGUUUGAAAUACAGAAAUAAACAUAUCUGCGGAGGAUCAUUGAUAAAGGAAAGUUGGAUUCUUACUGCAAGACAAUGUUUCCCUUCUCGAAACAAAGACUUGAAAGAUUAUGAAGCUUGGCUUGGAAUUCAUGAUGUCCAUGGAAGAGGAGACGAGAAACGCAAACAGGUUCUAAAUGUUUCCCAGCUGGUAUAUGGGCCCGAAGGAUCAGAUCUGGUAUUACUGAAACUUACUAGGCCUGCUGUCCUGGACGAUUUUGUUAGUACAAUUGAUUUACCUAAUUAUGGAUGCACAAUUCCUGAAAAAACCACUUGCAGUGUUUAUGGCUGGGGCUACACUGGAUUGAUCAACUCUGAUGGUCUGUUACGAGUAGCACAUCUCUAUAUUAUGGAGAAUGAGAAAUGCAGCCAAUACCAUCAAGGGAAGGUGACUCUGAAUGAGUCUGAAAUAUGUGCUGGGGCUGAAAAUAUUGUAUCAGGACCAUGCGAGGGGGAUUAUGGUGGCCCGCUUGUUUGUGAACAACAUAAAAUGAGAAUGGUUCUUGGUGUCAUUGUUCCUGGUCGUGGAUGUGCCAUUCCAAAUCGUCCUGGUAUUUUUGUCCGAGUAGCAUAUUAUGCAAAAUGGAUACACAAAAUUAUAUUAACAUAUAAGGUACCACAGUCAUAGCUGAUGUAACCACGUCUGAAGCUUCCAUCAAUACAACUUUCUUUUACAUGAAGAUUUCGGAGAACAUGGAAUUAAAAUGUCACUUAAAACAAUCCUAAGACAACUACUUGAGUGUCAUGUUUGUUAAGAUACUCAUUAAUAUUUAUGGGUGUUUUCUGUUGUUUUGUUUGUCAGUGUUAUUUUGUAAAUGUUGAAGUGAAUUAAGGUACAUGCAAGUGUAGUAACAUAUCUCCUGAAGAUACUUGAAUGGAUUAAAAAAUGCAAAGGUAUAAUUGCUAGAUGAUAAAAGAUUUAAUGGAAAAGAUCAAUUAUUCUCUCUACGCUGCUUUCCAAGGUUAGUUUCUUAAUAAUGAAUAAAACAUAAGUUAAACAUUAUUUUAACCUCACAAAAACAAUUUAUACCUUGUGUCCUUAAAUUGUAACUCUAUAUCAAAUUAUAUUACCUUUCAUAUGCCAUACAUUAUAUUUCAUUCAUUUCCCCUUAACGUGUAUCCUGUAAUACCGGUCCACGUAACUUUUUACAAAAUCAUGUACCCAUAUACACAUUGCCUGGGUACGCGUGUACAUGCACUAGAGUUCAAAUUGUGGUGUAUCUCAUGUAACCCCUAAAUAAUCUGAAAGUGUGUUCCUAUAGUUUUUCCUUAAGAAAAAAAAAUAGAAAUUUCUAAAGACCAGUAGAAAUAUUAAGGAAAGGUGUAAGAUAGUAGUGACGAGCUCAUCACUUGCAGAUGAUGAGUCUGCAUCUGCAGACUAGCUUGCAGAUGACCUUUGCUGGUUGACAUCAAAGGUAUGGUCAUGACCCACAAAGUUAAAUAAAAACCUAAUUUAUAUGUUUACAUAUAUUUAUCAACCUAGUUAUUUUAUGUAGUUUCUAAUUUUUAAAGGGAAGGGGGUAAUAUGUGUAUUAGUAUUAUUUCUUUUCUCCAAAUUUAGGGCCACUUAUUUAUGCAAGAUAUUUUUAGAUCUAUUUCCCUAAAGUAUUUUUUAAAUUCUUAGAUAACUGUUUCAAUUGAAGUUUAAAAAUGUUUUGGUCUAAAAUUUUUUUAAGAACAUUAACUCUAAGUCGUGCUGCUGUGAUUGGCUUCUAGCUCACCCUCUCUAAAUAUUUAAAAAUUAUUGAAGAGGAAAAUCUCCAUUUGUCUCCAAAGAUUUCUAAAUAGGCCUUUAGCAAAUUAUGCAUUAAAGUAUAUAUUGAAGAAAAAAAUCAAAAUACUUUUCUCAACCUUGAAGGCUUUUAGCCUAAUAAAACUUUACUCAAAUAAAAGAAAAAAAAAUGUAAAAGGAGGGAAAGGAACUAGCUUGUUUAAACUCUGUAUUCAUUUUUUUUUAAAGUAAAGAUGAAUCUGCUGAAUGAGAUAUUUUAUCAAAAUAUCUUCAUUUUAUCUUACUUCACUUUACACAGAUCUUUUCUAAUGCUGUGGGAAAUAUGCAUUCAAAUUUUGUAUUUUGUUUGAUAAUAGCCAACUUAUCAUAUUUAUUAUUGUAUUUUUCAUGAUUAGCUAAAGAUCACACAUUUGUCAAGAAAUGAAAUAACAAAGAGUAAUAGGAUAGGCUCUGAAUUUUCACAAAAUCUUCCUGUACAAAAGAUCUUUAAAAAUAAUUAUUUGAAUGAUUUGAGUCCAGUAUUCCCAUUUCUCUAAAUUAUUUCUCUUGAGUGAUCUCUAUGAAGGUCAGGGAUACAGACAAUGCUCUGAAAGUUCUAUAGGACACUGUUCAAUCUUGAGUAGAGUGGUUUUAAGUUUACACAAGAGCUUAGUUCACAGAGUAUAGGGCAGCAAAUCCAGAAAUGCUUAUCUAAAUUAUGCCACAUUUUUUUGGUAAUAAGAUAUGUGCUGGUAUUAAGAAACAAUGAAAACAGAGAUCCAACAAGUUGCCAAUCCACACCAUCUUAUCUGAUUGUAUUUCUCUUUCCCUUGUUAAUAUAUCCUUUUAAUCAGAACACAUAGAAAUUUCAAAGGUAUAUUGCCCAAAUAUUAAAAUAUUUUUCAGUUUCUUCUUGCUGAACUGGCAAAAUUUUAUUGUCACAUAUUAAUGAUAUUUGUAAAAUGUUUAUAAAAUUGUAACACUUUUAUCACAUUUUAAAAUAUUUUGUUCAUAUAUUUUCCUCUAAAUUUCCAUGGAAAGAGAGAUAGGGAUUACCUAGAUAGAAGAUGCAGCUAACUUCUUGGCUAUUGUGAACUCAAUGUUUUCCAUUUUAUUAAAGGGUAAAAACAAGACCACCAAUAAACCAUCAUACAUGGUGUACAAAGCAUUUCUUUCUUUAGGAAGGUUCCUUUGUAAUAGAGAGAGAUUGGUGGAAUUGACAAUGAAAGCAAGAUGAACAAGAUCCAUGUUAUCUUAGGUGGUAGGACAGGGUAUAAUCAUGUCAUUUUUCUCUGGUAAAAGAUACUAUUUCCUGGGCACUCUUUUCUUAAUAAACUACAAAAGUGAAAAAACCAAUUAUCCAAAUUAUCCAAAAAUCCAUUUCAUUUUGAGUCAUGGACAAAGGAUCUUUUAAAUUAGAAUUUGUCAAUGCCAUUUUUUUGGCUGUUUGGAUAGUGGUUAUAUGCUGUUAUAAUUGUGGACAUUUUCUUAUGUCUACCAGGAAUAGUGGUGUAAAAUUAAAAUAUUUGUCAUAAUGCCUCUGCAGUGCAGAAGGGAUGAUAAUCCUUUUGUGUACUUCUUUAAUUUUAUUGUAAAAUAUAUAAUGACUUUUACCUAUUUGCUGUGGGCAGGUCCUCAGUGAAAUGGUUUAUAUUGAGUCAAUCUCUAGUAUUAACAGGCUCUUGCUUGCUAUCUAAGUGUUUCAAACUAUGGGAAAUGUGAGACACUGAAAGGCAAGAAAAAUAACAAUAAUGGCAUGUGAUGGCAAAAUUGUAUUUCACUUAUUCCUGUGAAUAUUUCUUGUUGGUACCAAUGGUACUGUACAAAGUGAAUGUUAUAGCCACAACAUUCUCUUGAAAAAAAACACUGUCAAGAAGUGAGAAAUUGCUCUCAGGCAUUUUCUUGUUGCUUCUAAGCAUUUUUUUAAAAAAGAAAUACUGGUUUUGCAAUAUAGAGAUCAUGAGGUAAAGAAUUUUAAUAAACUCACACUAAAAAAAAUUUAAAUUGAUUUACUGAAGUUCAAAAAAUAACUACUUUCAAUCAGUUAUAUUCCAUAUUUAUAGACAAACUCACUGGAAAAAUAAAAUUAAUUUGAAUAAAAAGACAUAGUCUUUAUGUGAAUAAAUUACUUUUCACAAUAAAGUCCAAAAAGAAGUUAUCUUUCAACGUUUAACUGAGUUUUGAACUAAGAAUUUACUAAUACAAAAAAAAGGUUAAAAUUCUCCGGACCUUAUCAAUCUUGACAGUGUAAUUUUAAGUAGGUUCAUUUCCAUUUGCACAGAAAGUUUCUGUCUUUAGGAAACUGAAAAUGGAAUACUGUGGAUGUUAUGACUGUUAGUCUUAUGUGUAAAUAGGAAAUUGAUAAGCUGCCUAUUGAGUGGUAUAGCUAGAUGCUUACCCAAAAAGGGAACACUGUGGUUAUGACUUGUAUAUAAAAUUUCUGUAGUUAAUAAAGUUGUUAUUUUUAUAACCAUGAUUAUAUUGUUAUUAUUCCUAAUAAUAAUAAAAUAUUUUA
This is a messenger RNA of Diceros bicornis minor, 5948 nucleotides long. RefSeq names its product hepatocyte growth factor (gene HGF). Bases 173 to 2350 code for a protein of 725 amino acids. The transcript has 19 exons. The record is from RefSeq and is a predicted model, not a curated record. Gene Ontology annotation, molecular function: serine-type endopeptidase activity; signaling receptor binding. Lineage: Eukaryota; Metazoa; Chordata; Mammalia; Perissodactyla; Rhinocerotidae. Gene Ontology annotation, biological process: negative regulation of apoptotic process; positive regulation of protein phosphorylation; hepatocyte growth factor receptor signaling pathway.